This is a messenger RNA of Drosophila miranda, 712 nucleotides long. RefSeq lists its product as uncharacterized. The transcript is spliced from 5 exons. Gene Ontology annotation, molecular function: protein binding. Lineage: Eukaryota; Metazoa; Arthropoda; Insecta; Diptera; Drosophilidae. The record is from RefSeq and is a predicted model, not a curated record. The coding region runs from base 1 to 591 and encodes 196 amino acids.
AUGGCGGACCAAAAGGUUAUUUAUUCAGCCGCCGUGCCUCAUGUCAUGAAUGCCAUUAAGGAUCUGCAUCAGGCGGUGAUCGACAACAAUUUGGAUACGAUGCAGGCGCAACUGGAGCCUCCCGUGCCCGCUGCCUUGGUGACCUGCAAGGACGGCAAUGGACUGAAUGGCAUCCUGGAGUAUCUGGUCGGUCUCUGGCCGGAGGGCGCCCACGAGAUGGACAUCACCGGCAAGACGCCGCUCCAUUGGGCAGCCAGUGCCAAAAACAAUAUGCGCUGCUAUACCCUGCUCACCCAGGCGGGUUGUGACGAGGAGGCCCUCGACUAUAAAAUGAAGUCAGCCUCGUACUACCGCCACAAGCCGCACGAAAUCGAGCGGGCUUUCCUCGUCUAUGUCCCGGAGGCACCGCGCGUCUCCCCCGAGAUCAUCACUGACUGGAAUGCCUUGAGCAAUGAGAGUGGUGAGAAUAGUGCCGGAGGCGAUGCGGGCAGCAAGAAAUUGGACAUUAAAAUGACACCGGCUGUGAAUGGACGUAAAUCGCUGGACGACAGCAUCGAGAAAACUUCGGAGCUGGACACAAACGAUGGGUGAGUGGGUGGUGAAGCAUCUAAGGGCAGACAGAGACAGGGAUUAGGCUAAGUUUUGGCUGCGCUGGAUUCAGUUUUUGUUUGAUUUUUGUGCGUUCUUUGUGGGGCAUUGCUUUGAGAGAAGA